Rotaria sordida is the source of this 762-nucleotide messenger RNA. The record is from the annotation of a GenBank genome assembly. Lineage: Eukaryota; Metazoa; Rotifera; Eurotatoria; Philodinida; Philodinidae.
AUGCAAUCACCAUCGAAUAUAAGACGAAAUUCUACUAAUAAUAACGAAUUAAAAAUUACAAAUGAAAAUACUGAUGAUAUUCAAAUACCACCUCCAUCAUAUACAAGUGUUAUUUAUAAAUUAGAAAAUCCAUCAUUUCAAAAUGAUAAUAAUUUUUUACCAUUACCACCAAGUUAUACCGACGUAAAUAAUCCACAUGUUUUCUAUAUUAAUAAUUAUCCUGGACCACCAUUAGAAGAUGGUAUUGUACAAAUAAGUUCUUCUAAUCCUAUUCUAAUUCAUCAACCUAUGAUAAUAUCACGUCCUCUAUCAAAAAGAAUGCGAAUUUACUUUAAUGUUAAUACGCUACUAAUGAUAUUAUUUGGUAUUGUAAUAAUUGGUCUACAAAUUGGAUUAAUAGUAACACAUUCAAUUGUAUUUUACUAUUAUGGUUUUUGGGCUGGUGGUGGUAUUAUUUGUGUUGGCGCAUGUACAAUUAUAUUUAGUAAGCGUUCUCAUCAAUUUAAUCUAGUGAAAUAUUUUCAUUCUUAUGUAUGGCAAACUGUAUUUUUUGCUGUUGUACUUGGUUUUGGUAUUAUUGUUGUAUCAGUAGAUAAAUGUGAUGAUAACUUAUCAGCAAGUGAUAUUAAUAAUGGUGCCUGUAAACGUUCAUAUAGACUACUUAAUGGUUUAUUAUUAGGUUUCGUUUCAUUAACAUUUUUACAAUCGUUAAUCAAUACAUUAAUUUUGGGUACUAUGAAAAGCCGGCGUAUGAAUAUUUAA